AUGUUAGAUGAAGAUCAAGAUUAUGAAGAGGUUUCUCCAUUUCUAGCUCCAACUUCAACUUCAAGCACUAAGAGAAAAAAACCUAUUAGCAUUGGUGACUAUUUUGCUCCAAGGACUAAGCCUGAGUCUCAGCCCUCAAUUAAGAGUGGUUUAGUUGGAAAAGAAACUAAGUGGAGAGUGGACAUGGCUGUUGCAAGGUUAUUUUAUGAUUCUUGCAUCUCAAUCAAUGUUAUUAAUUCAAUUUAUUUUCAGCCUGUGGUGGAUGCUAUAACUGCAAUUGGUCCUGGGUAUAAACUCUCAACUUAUCAUAGUUUGCGUGUAAAUUUGUUGAGAGAUGCUAAGAAAGAAGUGCAAUUACUUGUUGAUGGUUACAAGAAAACUUGGAAGGAUGUUGGAUUGGAUGUUUUUGAUGUUGAAAAGGAUGCUGGAACAUUGUUCAACUUGUUUGAGGAAAUAGCUUUAUGGGUUGGACCAAACAAUAUUGUCCAUCUUGUCACUAAUAAUGGAGAAAAUUAUAAAGUUGUUGGAAGAAUGUUGUGUGAAAAAUAUAACAGUAUUACUUGGUCUCCCUAUGCAACACAUUGCAUUAAUUUGAUGUUAAAAGACAUAGUUGAGAUGAAUCACAUAGUCAACCUUUCGAGAUGUGCAUCUGAGGUUACGAAGUUUGUGUAUAAUCAUUCGUUUGUGCUAGCUUUGCUGAGGAAAAACCAGGCUUGGACAAAAAUUAUACGCCCAAGCACAACCCGUUUUGCCACAACUUUCAUUGCAUUGAGCAGCCUACAUCAGGACAAACAUGACUUGCAAUCUACGGUGACAAAUAAAGCUUUUGUGGAGUCUCAAUAUGCAAAAACUAAAAAAGGCAAAACAUUUAUUUCCAUAAUUCUAGAUAACCGAUUCUGGGAUGACGUUGGUAUAAUUUCCAAAGUUGUGGGUCCAUUGAUGUAUAUGCUUCGGAUUGUAGACUCAGAUAAAAGGUCUUCAAUAGGAUAUGUGUAUGAUGAUAUGUACAGAACGAGGAUGUGGAUCAAGAAGUUGUUUAAGAAUUAA
Molecule: messenger RNA, 1047 nt
Organism: Pistacia vera
Lineage: Eukaryota; Viridiplantae; Streptophyta; Magnoliopsida; Sapindales; Anacardiaceae
Exons: 3
Coding region: 1-1047 (348 amino acids)
Source: RefSeq, a predicted model, not a curated record